Molecule: messenger RNA, 1803 nt
Organism: Beauveria bassiana ARSEF 2860
Lineage: Eukaryota; Fungi; Ascomycota; Sordariomycetes; Hypocreales; Cordycipitaceae
Product: cation transporter
Exons: 1
Coding region: 1-1803 (600 amino acids)
Biological process (GO): intracellular potassium ion homeostasis; potassium ion import across plasma membrane
Cellular component (GO): plasma membrane
Molecular function (GO): high-affinity potassium ion transmembrane transporter activity
Source: RefSeq, a predicted model, not a curated record
AUGACUGAAGCCGGCCUCAACACGGUCAACCUCAGCACCAUGACCACUUGGCAGCAGACCAUGCUGUUCCUGCUCAUCGUGUUUGGCAGCACCAUCUGGGUGUCUAUAUGUACUGUUCUUACACGCAAACACGUCUUUUACCGAAGAUUUAUGCGCCUCGAGGGUUUGCCCCGGCAGCACGGCAAAGCAACUGCCCAGGAAUCGCCUCGAUGUGCUGGUUCUGAACUCCCGGGCUCACGUCAAGCACCUGCCCCAGAUACCUCGGACUCUGCCGCGGUCGUCGCUGUGCAAGAAAGCUCUAGCCCGUGCGAUAGUGUCUGCGCUCUAGAACAAGGACCGGACAGACUUGAUUGCGAUGAACAGGGUCUCUCCAGUGCCAAGAGCAAGCAAAUGUGCGGCUGCGAGUAUCGUGCACUUGAGCUGCUUUCCAUUAUCGUGCCUCUGUAUUUCGUUCUCUGGCAGCUGCUGGGAUGCAUCAGCCUGGGCGCAUGGAUCCAUCAUCACAUGCCCGACACUGCGCUUACCAAUGGCAUCAAUCCGUGGUGGCUAGGACUCUUCAACGGAGUUUCUGCAUUUAAUAAUUCUGGCAUGUCCCUACUCGAUGCCAACAUGAUGCCGUUUCAGGAGUCCUACUUUGUCCUCGUCACGAUGGGAUUGAUGAUUCUAGCUGGAAACACGGCAUACCCCAUCUUCCUGCGCUUCAUCUUUUGGUCCGGCAUGAAGCUACUUGACCUGACUACCGAGGCUACCUCUUUCCGGAGCACCAGACUGGCCAUGAAGCUUUUGCUCAAGGAUCCUCGGCGCAUUUACACAAAUCUAUUUCCGUCACGCCUCACUUGGUGGCUCGUUUUUAUGCUCGUCUGCCUCAACGGAAUUGACUGGGUGCUGUUUGAGGUACUCAAUCUGCAUAACCCGGCGGUUCAAAGCAUACCAGUCGGGCCUCGAGUACUGGUAGGGCUUUUUCAAGCUCUGGCUGUGCGGUCCGGCGGAUUCUACGUCGUUCCAAUUGCACAAAUAUCCAUUGCCGUCCAAUUUCUGUACGUUAUUAUGAUGUACAUUUCAGUAUACCCAGUCGUCAUCACUAUCCAUCAGUCCAAUACAUACACAGGUGAUUCUCACCACGAUAUGGAUGAUGAAACUCAUGAUGCGUCACAUUCUCCCCGAGGUGGGAUCAUCAGUGCUGCCUCAUACCCUGCCGAGAAACGCAAUCUUGCCACUGCGCAGGAAACCCGUUCGGUAUCGGGUGUACCACCAGCCCAAUCAUUCUGUCACGGACCCGUGAACCAGUCAGCGGCAACACCGACAACAGCGAUAGACGGACGACCUAUAUCAACGCGUUCUACAUCCCACAGUGAAAGCAGGCACCGAGAGAAGCGGCCAAGCCUCCCUCCACGACCCUUUUCGUUUCGUAGCAUGUCUCCUCAUGGUACACGUGAUGGUCGUAUGAGCUUCAUUCACCAGCAGAUACAUGGGCAAUUAGGUCAGGAUAUUCGUUGGCUGGUGCUAGCUGUCCUGAUCAUUGUGAUUAUUGAAAGCGGUCAUUUCGAUGCUGACCCGAUCAACUUUUCGGUUUUCAAUGUCAUAUUCGAAGUUGUCUCUGCAUACGGUACGGUCGGCAUUUCGGUUGGAACGCCAUCGGGCGCUUAUAGCUUUGCUGGAACGUGGUACGCGGGAAGCAAACUGGUCCUUUGUCUUGUCAUGCUUCGCGGCAGACAUAGGGUACUACCCAUGGCGUUGGAUCGCGCGAUCCAACUUCCAGACCAAUAUCUGAGCUGCAGACAUGACGAGGUCGAAGAGAAAUAG